AUGGGGAAGUCAGAAGUAUAUCUCACCUCUUUCGACGUCUCCCCGGUGGAGUAUUUCGACCUGAUGCUCGACACCGUCGUACAACAAGAGAUACACACCUCGAAGGACGGCCUGAACAUGUCCGUCUGGCGCGCGUCGGACGGACCACUCCUAGGCGUCCCAAAUGGCACAUCUCGAGUCGUUUUCAGCGAACCUGAUUUGAAAGUGCCAAAGUUUUUGAAGAAGUGGGUGCAGAAAGCGCAGAGUUACAACGAGUAUUCGGAUUUUUAUCCUCCCAAGUUGGGGGGCGACGGUGAUGACGGUGAAGAUGGUGGAAAAGGAGCGAAUCGAGCGAGAACAACGAGCAAGCGCGAAUGUGUGGUCGUCCCACACGUCGGUGCAAACCGGAUGACGAUGACGUUUACGGAGUACUACACGGAGCACGAGGAAUCGACCGCGCGAAAUCCGAAAUGUUUAGUUCGCUCGGAAGUUUUCGUGGAAGUGAGAGCGCCACUCAUCGGCAGCAAGAUGGAACAGUGGAUACUGAACACGAGUCGAGAAAAAGUGGAAGAACGCGACGCGUUCGUGAGACGGAUGUUAGAGAAGAGUAAAGAGAAGAGAGGGAAGAGUAAGGGUUUGGAGAAGAGAGGGAAGAAUGAAAAGUGGCGGAGAAAGUUUUAUAGCAGUCAAUGGUUUGAGGAAGAUUCGGCGUUGGAGGAAUCCGAAUCCGCGUCGGUAGAGGAGUCGCGGAUAACGAGCGGGAGUAAUGAUAAUAGUGAAGUAAAACUGGAGAGUUUAGAAUCGUUUCCGAUAAAACCGAGGACGAAAGGAUUGCGACGGGUGUUUUCGGCGCGCGAUUUAGCAUUUUAG
Molecule: messenger RNA, 849 nt
Organism: Bathycoccus prasinos
Lineage: Eukaryota; Viridiplantae; Chlorophyta; Mamiellophyceae; Mamiellales; Bathycoccaceae
Exons: 1
Coding region: 1-849 (282 amino acids)
Source: RefSeq, a predicted model, not a curated record